AUGUCGCGCAUCGCCAAUCUUCCACAUCCUAGAAAUGGAUCGCCGUCGAGAUACUUGGUCUGCCCCGACACCGGCAUAUAUGAAUUUACGAAAGUUGCGACGCCGAAAACCGCGCCGCGAAGUUGGCUGAUCGAGGGCAAUGUUAGCUCCCAAACAAUAAGCGAGCCCGAAAUGUUUGUUGCAACUGCUAUUGAUCCGCUAUUCCUCAUCAUUCCGGCGCUUGUUCCGAAAGCCUCCCGUGAGGACGGCGAGAAGAAACGACUAUUCCUUUUGAGUGACGACUAUUUUGACAAGCUCCCCGAGGACGCAUCGCAUUUGUCAGAACUUCUACGAUGCGAGCGGACAAGAAAGCGUUUCGAAAAUAGACUGGCUGCUGUUUGUGACUCUGUCGACGCUGGUGACGAAUCCAUGUUUCGUAUCAACGAACAGAAGCUCGCUGGUGUUAUUUGGGAUAAAGCCAAAUGGUUGGGACAAUCCGGUUCUUUGCCUGCCAGCAUUGAGGAAAAAUUCGUUACCAAAGCGCUUGAGGCACCGCUGCUUUUCCAGCGACGAGAAAUGACGGGUGUAAACGGUGCUGCUAGCGUCGCCGCUGCCGAUUCCACAGCCUCUACGCCGAAGCCCGAGAAUGUCGAUUCGCAGUUGAGCCUUGCUACUGAGGAUAGCAAUGUAAGCGCUAUGUCACAGGUAUCAACAGCAGCGACAUCUGUUGUUGAAGAUGCCCCCGCCAAUACCGAAGUCAGCUCAUCUACCUCCGCAUCACCACAAAUCGUGCAACUACAACGGUUACGAGUCGCAUUCGACUUCAUAUGCGCAACAUACUUGUCUGAUCACCUGGCUGAAAUGUUGAAGCAGACAUCUUUGGUCAAAGAAGCGACAUCUGUGGAUUUUGCGCCACUUGAUCUAUUCAUUCAGAAGCUAGACAAGCUUCGAGCCGAAGCAAUGGCAGCUCGCUCUGUGAGCGACUACUCCCGCAAACGAGCCUAUGAUGAAGAAGAAGAUGAAGCACGUGCCGAGAAAAAACGAAAGCUGGAAGAGGAGAAAAAACGCAAGGCUACGCAGAGCCGUGGAGUGAAGCAGUUGGAGAAGGUUAACACAACGGGCAUGAAGAAGUUGAGCGCCUUUUUUACUAAGAAGUAA
Molecule: messenger RNA, 1137 nt
Organism: [Torrubiella] hemipterigena
Lineage: Eukaryota; Fungi; Ascomycota; Sordariomycetes; Hypocreales; Clavicipitaceae
Source: the annotation of a GenBank genome assembly